Messenger RNA from Acaulospora colombiana, 867 nucleotides. Lineage: Eukaryota; Fungi; Glomeromycota; Glomeromycetes; Diversisporales; Acaulosporaceae. The record is from the annotation of a GenBank genome assembly.
AAUGGCCCAAGUGCAUUGCUCGUAGUCACUACAUACCCAGAUUGUUCCGCUCUCAUUGUUGAAUAUUCUGCAGAGGAGCGCGCCUUGGUGGUAAAAGAGACGCACAAACUCGUAUCACCAUAUGGAUUACCCCUAGCUGGAUGCAACCCUUGCGCGGUGUCUGCGGAUCGUCAAUAUGCUGCCAUUUCUCUCUAUCAGGGAAUCAUGCACAUUCUCCAAUUCACCAGAAAAUCAGGAUCUAUACAAGUAUCUCUCAAAUUUGAAUGCCAACUGUCUGUCUUGUGGAUGGAUAGUUUGCGGGGCAAACAGAUACUGACUACAAUCAAUAAUAGGAUACCUGAAUUGCUAAUGUCAUCUUUCUGCUUCACUCCACGAAUAAAUGGGGAACUAAUGGUCGCAUUACUUCAUCGGUCCCAUACUGGGCGUCGUCACAUUGUCACUCGUAGAAUUGACGAGAUCAAUAAGGAGUUACCCCCCGGGAGUGAAUCAUGGAUAUUAGGAGAAGACGAAUUCAAGAGCUUGAUUCCGAUACUCCCCUCCCAAGGUGGCUAUGGAGGUCUUUUGGUUCUAGGAGAAGACACCUUGGCUUUCUAUGAGCUCUCACCUCCCAAAAUAUCACAGUCUCCCAGGAGAAUGCGCAAACAAUCAGUAGCUGCAGAGCGUAAACCCGAUGUUAUUCUAGAUUGGAACUAUUCAAUAAUCGCAGGCGAUAAAUACGGCAAACUCAUUCUCCUAACGAUGUUGCGCUCCAGAGAGAGCAAGAAAAUCCAUAAUAUGGCGAUAGAUGACUUGGGGGAGACCAAACUUGUGGAGACGAGGCAAUUUUCCGAAUAUGCAGAAGUUCCUCAAGCAGAGUUUCCUGGACUU